GCCAGGGGGGGCAGGGGAGAAGGAGAAGCCAGGAUUGGGAGCAGCAGCAAGGCAGACCGAGCACUGGGAAGGGAGUCUGUCUGGUGAGGGGGUGGGAGGAAUGGCGGGAAGUGGGUGGAGCUGCCUGGCUCCGCUGUGACCUCAGAGCCCCUGGCCCAGCUUAGCCUGACAUCAGCCCCUGCUCCCACACCCGCCUGCGCUUGGUCUUCAAAUGCCCCCCCUCUGGCUCUCUGGCCACAGAGAGACUGGGAGAGCACGCCGGAGAGGAGAGGAGAGGAGAGAGCAGCUGGACCUGCGGCGAUGACACAGGACGCGCCCAAGCCCAUCCCUGCAGUGCGCCGUUGCUCCGGCCUGGCCCGGCGGGUGCUGACCGUGGCCUUCGCUCUCCUCAUCCUGGGGCUCAUGACCUGGGCCUACGCGGCCGGCGUGCCGCUAGCCUCCGAUCGCCACGGGCUCCUGGCCUUCGGCCUCUACGGGGCCUUCCUGUCGGCACACCUGGUGGCGCAGAGCCUCUUCGCGUACCUGGAGCAUCGGCGUGUGGCGGCGGCGGCGCGGCGCGCGGCGGCGCGGGGUCCCCCGGACGCAGCCACGGCCCGCAGCGUGGCGCUGACCAUCUCGGCGUACCAGGAGGACCCCGCGUACCUGCGCCAGUGCCUGGUGUCGGCCCGCGCGCUGCUGUACCCACGCGCGCGGCUGCGCGUGCUCAUGGUGGUGGACGGCAACCGUGCCGAGGACCUCUACAUGGUCGACAUGUUCCGGGAAGUCUUCGCCGAUGAGGACCCCGCCACCUACGUGUGGGACGGCAACUACCACCAGCCCUGGGAGCCUGCAGCCGCGGGCGCGCUGGGCGCCGGCGCCUACCGGGAGGUGGAGGCGGAGGACCCCGGGCGGCUGGCGGUGGAGGCGCUGGUGAGGACGCGCAGGUGCGUGUGCGUGGCGCAGCGCUGGGGCGGCAAACGCGAGGUCAUGUACACGGCCUUCAAGGCCCUGGGCGACUCGGUGGACUACGUGCAGGUGUGUGACUCGGACACUCGGCUGGACCCCAUGGCUCUGCUGGAGCUGGUGCGUGUGCUGGACGAGGACCCCCGGGUAGGGGCUGUCGGGGGAGAUGUGCGUAUCCUUAACCCCCUGGACUCCUGGGUCAGCUUCCUGAGCAGCCUGCGGUACUGGGUGGCCUUCAACGUGGAGCGGGCUUGUCAGAGCUAUUUCCACUGUGUAUCCUGCAUCAGCGGGCCCCUGGGCCUGUACCGGAACAACCUCCUGCAGCAGUUCCUCGAGGCUUGGUACAACCAGAAGUUCCUGGGCACCCACUGCACUUUUGGGGACGACCGGCACCUCACCAAUCGCAUGCUCAGCAUGGGCUAUGCUACCAAGUACACGUCGCGGUCCCGCUGCUACUCGGAGACGCCCUCUUCUUUCCUGCGCUGGCUGAGCCAGCAGACGCGCUGGUCCAAGUCCUACUUCCGCGAGUGGCUGUACAACGCGCUCUGGUGGCACCGGCACCACGCCUGGAUGACCUACGAGGCGGUGGUCUCGGGCCUCUUCCCCUUCUUCGUGGCGGCCACCGUGCUGCGGCUCUUCUACGCCGGCCGCCCCUGGGCGCUGCUCUGGGUGCUGCUGUGCGUGCAGGGCGUGGCGCUGGCCAAGGCGGCCUUCGCGGCCUGGCUGCGCGGCUGCGUGCGCAUGGUGCUGCUCUCGCUCUACGCGCCCCUCUACAUGGGCGGCCUCCUGCCCGCCAAGUUCCUGGCGCUGCUCACCAUGAACCAGAGCGGCUGGGGCACGUCGGGCCGCCGCCAGCUGGCCGCCAACUACCUGCCGCUGCUGCCGCUGGCGCUCUGGGCGCUGCUGCUACUCGGCGGCCUGGCGCGCAGCGUGGCGCACGAGGCCGCGGCCGACUGGAGCGCGCCCUCGCGGGCGGCCGAGGCGCGCCACCUCGCGGCCGGCGCCGGCGCCUACGUGGCCUACUGGGUGGUGAUGCUGACCCUCUACUGGGUGGGCGUGCGCAGGCUGUGCCGGCGGCGGUCGGGGGGCUACCGCGUGCAGGUGUGAGGCCCGCCGAGCAGCCGGGCGGGGAUUCUCUGGACCUCAUUCCCACCCCCCAACCCUCUGUGAAGUCAGGGGGGUGGGCGGCGACACCAGACUCCGCAGGCUGGACUGAGCUGGGGCUGGGACUUCUGGGUAUUUAUUGAUCAGGUGUGUAGGGGCAGGGGGAGGGGGAAGGGCCUCGCUCUCUCCCCGGUCUUAUUUGAUCUCUUCUUUGUACUGUGUGUUUAGGACAUUAAUAAAGAAUUUUAUUUAUUUUCUGCCAAGCCCUCCUUGUCCCCGACUUUUUUUUUUUUUUUUUUUUUUUUUUUAGAACUGAGGUGGUAUCAUUGAGAACUGGAGACUUGGGGCUCAGUCUCGGGUGCUGGCUGCUGGGACCUGGACAGGGGACAGGGGUUACCUUUUUGGAAAACAGAGACACUGAUGCCAUGGGUGCAGGCCCUCUGACGAGGGUUACUCAUUCAGACACCAAGAGGCACCUGCUCUCUGCGUGGCCCUGGGGACCCUGCUGUCCCCCGGCUCCAUCCACUGGGGCACCCUCCAAGGGAGUGGGCUCCAGCCUUCCCUCAAACACUCACUCCUAGCUAGCUUCCUCUCUCACUGAGAAAAUGAGUUUCCCCAAGCCCAUCUUCCCACUCGCUUGCCUCUGUGCCCACACACACCACCGCCACGUCCUGUUCCCAGACUGAGCUGGUCUGUACUGCUAGCCAGGUCCAGCCUGUCCCCCAGGGCACCAGCCCCAUGGCCUUUAGGCCAUGCAGAGACAUCACCAGGCAGUUCUUCCCCCAGUCCUCCAUCAAUGCUUCUCGCCCAUGGGCACCCAAACGUGCUGCUGCUCUCCCACCUCUGUGACUGUAUCCCCCGGGGCCACUUCUCUUCCUACUCACAGCAAGGCUCCCCAAGAACUGUGUGUCCAUGUUCUCUGCCACUCAAAGUGCUCAGCUAAAUGGUUCUCAGGAAGGCUGGAGAUUCGUGCAGCCAUAUCUCCGUCAUCUUGGGGCUUCCAGCACCCCCAGAAAGGAACUCCCUACCCACCGAUGGGCACUCCUCAUCCUGGCAUUUCUCCAGAACCUAGGCGGCCACGUACCUGCUGUCUCUCUAGCUUUACCGAUGGCAAGAGUUCACAGAAAUGGAGCCACCUGAUGUGUCUGUGGCUGAAUGGGGGCACUAUGCCAUUGGAUGUCACCCGUGGCUAAGUGAUAGUCCACAUAUGGAUGUAUCAGUGUUUGUCCACUUACCAGGCAGUGGCCGUUUGGGAUGGUCCCUCUUUUUGGCCAUUAAUGAAGGUGCAAGUGUGAACAUUCGUGUGCAAGGCUUUGUGUGCACACAGGUUCUUCAUUUU
Oryctolagus cuniculus (rabbit) is the source of this 3385-nucleotide messenger RNA. RefSeq names its product hyaluronan synthase 1 (gene HAS1). Gene Ontology annotation, molecular function: hyaluronan synthase activity. NCBI's taxonomy places the organism in Eukaryota, Metazoa, Chordata, Mammalia, Lagomorpha, Leporidae. Gene Ontology annotation, biological process: polysaccharide biosynthetic process; extracellular matrix assembly; hyaluronan biosynthetic process. Gene Ontology annotation, cellular component: plasma membrane. The record is from RefSeq and is a predicted model, not a curated record.